Maniola jurtina (meadow brown) is the source of this 2392-nucleotide messenger RNA. RefSeq names its product pentatricopeptide repeat-containing protein 1, mitochondrial. The record is from RefSeq and is a predicted model, not a curated record. Gene Ontology annotation, molecular function: protein binding. The coding region runs from base 248 to 2344 and encodes 698 amino acids. Lineage: Eukaryota; Metazoa; Arthropoda; Insecta; Lepidoptera; Nymphalidae. The transcript is spliced from 4 exons.
AAAAAGUCAAAAAUAAACAACUUUUAGGUUAUAAAAUCACCAUCUCGAUUAUUUUGUUAAAAUAAAUUAUCUUCUCAUUGUAAUUUCUUGUUUAAUAAUCAAAACCUGCUAAAUAAAUUUAUUAAAUUCUCAUUCUGAAGUAAAUGAGAUCAUUAAAUUUAAAAAUAUUAAUUUAUGAUUUACUGACAAUAAUUGUGUAAAUAAAUUAUUUAGUCUAUGAAAUAAAUACAAAUUAAACGCAAAGAAGAUGGCUUUUCGUUGUAUAAAUCUUUUUAGGAAUAUAAAAUGCAGUAGCACCAUUAAAUUACGCCACAAUCUUAUGUCCACGCUAACCUCUAAGGAUAAUAAAAUCAAUGAAAUUAAAGAAUACAAAACUGAGAAUAAUAUCACAUACUUGGAAGAUCCGGAUUGUUUUGGGACUCUAGCGGGAAGGGCACCCGUUUCAAAUACAUUAGAAGAUGAAGGUGAUGUGAAAGAGGAACAAUAUUUACAAAAUAAACCACUGCAGUCUCAAAAACUAACAACCAAGCAAUAUGCAGAUCUAAUAAAGCAAUAUUUAAAACAUAAAAGAAUAAAAGAGGCAAUUGAUAUUCUAGAAACAAGGAUGUUAAAAGAGGACAGAGUAAAACCAGAAAACUAUAUCUACAACAUAUUAAUUGGGGCUUGUGCUGAAGUAGGAUAUACAAAAAAAGCUUUUAAGCUGUUUAAUGACAUGAAGAGAAGGGCAUUGAAACCUACAGGCGACACAUACACUUGUCUGUUUGAAGCUUGUAUCAAUAGCCCAUGGCCUGCAGAUGGAUUAAAAAUGGCAACUCAUCUAAGAAAUCAUAUGAUUGAGAAGGGUAUAGAACCUAACCUUACAAAUUAUAAUGUCAUGAUCAAAGCAUUUGGAAGAUGUUCAGAUAUACCAACAGCUUUUAAAAUUGUUGAUGAAAUGAUUAGUAAGAAAAUCAAGAUAAGAGUGCACACUUUUAACCACUUAAUUCAAGCAUGUAUAUCAGACAAAGACUAUGGUUUAAAACAUGCUCUUAUUGUAUGGAGAAAAAUGUUGAAAAUGAGAGAAAAACCAAAUGUUUACUCAUUUAAUCUUAUGCUAAAGUGUGUAAAAGAUUGUAAUUUAGGUUCAAAAGAGGAUUUAUUGGAAGUAGUUGGCUUGAUACAGGAGCAUAUGACUUUAUUAAAUAUGAAAGCAAAUGUGCUUCAGAUUGAAGAUUCUAUAACAUAUUUGCAAAAAAAUGAAAAUGUAAAUCAUAAGCAAACAUUGCCUAUAUUAGAAUCUGAUAUAAUAAUAGAAGAAACUUCAGAUCUUAACAGUAAACCUAUACAGGAUAAUAACUCAAAUACAGGAGCAGCACUAGAAGAUAGGACAGGUUUAGCUUUAAUAAACGAAGAUAACACUAGUUUAGAAUUAAUAGAAAACUACAAGCAGCCAGAACAACAUGUACAAAUGAGAACUGCACCUAAUUUGUUGUCUAAAAUUGUGCAAAUUGAUCAAAUAUUAGGUGUUCAAGACGUUCACAUUCCACAAGACAAGUUUGCUAUAAUUGGUGGACAAGAGGAUUUCCUCAAAGAAAUGGAGGUCUAUUCUGUAAAACCAGAUAUAAAAACAUUCACACAAAUGCUGCCUUUAAUAGAAAAUAAUUCAGAAGCUGAAAAUAAACUGCUUGAAACAAUGCAAGAUUUAGAUAUAAAAACUGAUAUAGAUUUUUACAAUGCAUUGAUUAAAAAGAGAUGUUUUAGGCAAGAUUAUGAUAGUGCUUUUGAUGUUAGAGAAAUUAUUGAGAAGCAAAAUAAACGACAUAAAAAACAUCCACUGAACAAGAAGCAUAUUAUAAAAGUCAACAUAAUGACCUACGGUGUUCUAGCCUUGGGUUGUAAAACAAAGGAGAAAGCUGAAAAACUACUAAAUGAGAUGAAUGAAAAGCAAUUCAAGGUUAACAUAGAAAUCUUGGGUACAUUAAUGAAGAAUGCCACAUAUCAAAUGCAGUUUGGUUACAUAUUGUACGUAAUGGAUAUAGUGAAAAAGGAAAAUAUACGUGUAAAUGAAGCAUUCAUAAAACAUUUAGAGAUUUUUAAUGAUAGAUGCCUAAAAAUUAUACAAAAGAAUGAAAAGGAAAAUAGAGAAAGUCCAGUACUUGCAGCUGCUUAUAGAAGAUUUGGCAACAUUUAUAACAACUGGUUGAAGGAGAUCAACAUUGAAGAAGCAUUGAAACCUGAACACCCAUGGCAACAAUUCAUGGAACAACACCCAACCCCAGUUCAGAGAGAAAGUUUCCAAAUUGUAGAGCCAAAGAAAUUUUACAAAAGAAAUCGAAAAUUUGUUCAGUAUAGUCCAAAAUUGUAAAUAUAAUUUUAGUUCUAGAAUAAGAAAUAAAAAACACAAUUUUUUUUA